Ilex paraguariensis (yerba mate) is the source of this 997-nucleotide messenger RNA. The record is from the annotation of a GenBank genome assembly. Lineage: Eukaryota; Viridiplantae; Streptophyta; Magnoliopsida; Aquifoliales; Aquifoliaceae.
AAAAAAAAAAAAUAGCAAUUAUCAAUUUCAUCGUCCCCUGUAUAUAAACCCUAAAUACCCAAUUAGCAGAUUUCAUUAUCUUCUUUGAUCUCCAUUUCAAUCUCUCUCAAUCCCAUCAUAAAAGUAUAUUUUAUGUAUGAAUUGUAUGUAUAGGUAACAUAGCGGAGAAAAGAAAAAAAAGGCUUGAAUUAUGACCGUUAACUGAUGAUUCGAAGCGUACCAUAUUGCCGCCCAAACCUUAUCAAGAUUUUGAUUCUUCUGACUCCGAUUAUAUUCGGAUUCUUCGCAACAACAGCCCUACAAAUCGAAACCAUGAAGGUUCAUCCCGUGUCGAUGAAGCGGAACAUCACAGUUCGAGACGACUUCGAUUCAUGGUCGCAAACCCUAACCCUAAUGGAAGGUAGCGCCCAGAAAAAGCUCAAAAGACUCCCUCACGUGUUCAACAAGGUUCUGGAACUCCCGUUCCGCUCCGACGCUGACGUAACGGUGGAGGAGACCUCGGAAUUCUUCCGAUUCGUUGCGGAGAUCGACGACGAAGACGCCGUCGGGGUCGGUGAUGAAGUCAGGGCACAUGCCGUGGAGAUUCACCCUGGGGUUACCAAAAUUGUCGUCAGGAGUGGUGGUGUUGGUGAUGGCGUCAUCGAGGAGUUGUUGGAUAACCUGAAGGUUGACACGUGGCGGUUUAGGCUGCCGGCGAGAACGAGAACGGAGUUGGCGCAGGCGGUGUUUGUGGAUGGUGAGCUGAUUGUGACGGUGCCGAAAGGUGGAGAAGAGGAAGGUGGAAGCGAGGGUUGGGCAGCAUUGAGUCGCCUUCUUGUUGUACAGCAAUCCUGCUUUUGAAUUUGCGUAAUAUGCAGGGAUUGUCUUCGUAAUGUAAAUCUCAAGCUUUGUUUUUGGGGAUUAUAUGAAUUAAUUAUAUGAAAAAUAUAAAUGUAAAAUAGUUGUUAAUGCUUUUCUUGUAUUUUGAAAUUGGAUUAACAUUACCUGUAGAUAUUCA